CGCUUUCUGAUUCAUUUCUCGUCGGUUAUCAGGCAGCGAGGGACGUUGCCAUGUCGCCACCUCAAGUUCGCGACACUUUGUGACCACAAGGCUUCACGAUCACACCCCGCUAUUUUCGAGCGUCGGCAGUCGAGAGGGCUGCUCCAUAUUAUAACACUGACUACCGAGUUCCCCCCGUCCUCGGCAGCCGAAUUCCAGAUGGUCAUGGCUGCUGCGGCCGCCAGAUGUUGAGUGGCGCGUCCCCUCAUCCCGCCUGCAGUGAAGCCAUGCGUCUUGUUUACUCUGGCAAAUGUCAAGUGGAGGGUUUGUGGUGGCUGGGUGUGGUGAGACUUUACGGGACGUAUAGCGCCAACGUUUGGCCAGGGUGCGGGAUGAAGGGCAUCACACGAGCGCACUUGCGCUAAUGGAUGACAGUCAACUUCUGGGCCCAGGUGAUAGCAGCGUUCGUGCGCCCCGAAAGAGAGGAAGCGCUCUCUAGCCAUGAGAGUUUCCUGUUCCACACAAUCUUUUCCUGACAGAUUUCCCGUCCCCCCCUCAAACAAAAGGCAGGAAUGCCCCCCCACACCACCCUCACAUCCCUCCCAAUGGAUGCGUGUCCGCGCAGCCGGCAGAUACACGCACGAUUGUUGCGCUGUUCUGUAGGACCAGGCGCACUUGGUGACGCAUUUGGCUGAUGUAAACAGAAGACGGUGUGCCACCCCGCUGCGAUCACAUACCCACACAGUCAUCUCGGACGAGGAUGUCUUGGACUUUCUCGAGUGAGGCAUGUCACUAGACUCUCUCCUUUUGGGAAUAUAUUCCAUCCAAAAAAAUACCAGAAUUAAAACCAAACCUGACAACUCUCCAACACUAAUGUCUAAAACGAAAAGAGGCGCUAUCAGUGGUGAGUGAAGACCAGUCCUUAUUUGAGCCUCCGUACGCUGCUGCGGCCCCUCUCCCUAAGACAGACAUGACUGCAUCUGGCACGCAGGACUAUGGCCAGAGUCACAAGAUCAACCCUCUGCCGCCACAGCAGGAGUGGAUCACUCAGCCUGUACGGGUCAACGUCAAAAGAGAGUACGAGCACAUGAACGGAUCCAGCAGGGAAUCACCGGUGGACUGCAGCGUGGGAAAGUGUAACAAGCUGGUGGGAAGUAACGACACCGCUCAGAUGAACUAUGCAAACUACAUGGAUGAGAAGAAUGCCCCGCCCCCAAACAUGACCACCAACGAGCGGAGGGUCAUUGUCCCAGCAGACCCCUCGCUGUGGUCGCAGGACCACGUGCGCCAGUGGCUGGACUGGGCCAUCAAGGAGUACGGCCUGUUGGAGAUCGACACUGCCAUGUUUCAGAACACAGACGGAAAAGAGCUCUGCAAGAUGAGCAAGGACGACUUCCUCCGGCUCACCAGCAUGUACAACGCAGAAGUGCUCCUCUCUCAUCUCAAUUACCUCAGGGAAAGUAGCUCGUCAUUAUCCUACAACGCACCAGCUCACGCAGACCCAUCGUCACGUCUGGCCGCCAAAGAAGACCCUUCCUAUGAUGCUGUGCGGCGGACGGGCUGGUCCAACAACAUGCACAAUGCUAAAGGGUCACCGGUGGUCAGUCAGAAUGUAACCAAGUCCACAGACGCGGCCAGAGCGCAGCCAGAUCCGUAUCAGAUUUUGGGUCCAACCAGCAGUCGGCUUGCCAACCCAGGCUCUGGUCAGAUCCAGCUGUGGCAGUUCCUGCUGGAGCUCCUCUCAGACAGCGCCAACGCCGGCUGCAUCACCUGGGAGGGCACCAACGGCGAGUUCAAGAUGACCGACCCGGACGAAGUGGCCCGGCGCUGGGGCGAGCGCAAGAGCAAGCCCAACAUGAACUACGACAAGCUGAGCCGUGCACUGCGCUACUACUACGACAAGAACAUCAUGACCAAAGUGCACGGCAAGCGCUACGCCUACAAGUUUGACUUCCACGGCAUCGCUCAGGCGCUGCAGCCGCACCCUACUGAGUCCUCCAUGUACAAGUACCCCUCGGACCUGGCCUACGUGCCCUCCUACCACAGCCACCAGCAGAAGGUCAACUUCGUGUCCCCUCACCCUCCGUCCAUGCCGGUCAGUUCCUCCAACUUCUUCGGACCCACCGCUCCGUACUGGAGCUCUCCCACUGCCGGCAUCUAUCCCAACCCCAACGUGCCUCGCCACCCCAACACUCACGUGCCAUCUCACCUGGGCACUUACUAUUAAACCCUGCUACCUGACCAUCCACUAAGUAGCUGCACUGCAGCCAAACGACUAAAUCGAUCGAUGUUGAAUUUCAUCGUGAAGGAUGAUGAAUUGGAAGAUGAUUUUAUAUUCGUAAGAAUCUAUUAACAACUGGAUGUGAUGGCUCCAAAUGGAAUACUACUUACCUUUCCAAGAUUGUUAUGAUUUUAUGGUUUGGACAUGCGUCGGAGUUGCCUGUGCCUUUAAGCUCUGUGCCGUUUAAACGUCCCAAGCCAAAGUUGGGAUGAAGGAAGGACUCCAGACAUGGACCUUUUUAUUUAUGGGUCUCAAUCUGCAUCCUCCGCAGUACAUCAUGUACAUAACGCUAUCAGUCAUCUGCUCCUUCCGCUGGGGUUUCCUAUUCCCACCACUUCCAGUCUUAUGCCUCCAUUGUCUGUCCGUCUGUGUGAGAGUCUUCUGGAAUUCGCUGGACAAAGGUGAGCUCUCCGCAGUUGGAAAUGCCUCAGCACUGAAUGAAAAUUGGCAACUGGAAUACGCCAUUUGCAGUUUAAUUUAACUGGAAGGUUUGAGAGGAGCAUGACUUAGCGCUGUACGCUGGCUGACCUGGGUCAGAUGCUUCAACAUGUGUUGUCGUACAGGACCGUGCGGAGGAAGCCGGUGGAAUGGAGGCCAUGUCCCACGUAAUUCACCCUCCAAUGUCCAAAAUGUUCUGUGGCCACAUAACCGAUGUGGAAUGCUCACUGUGUCGCUCCAUUUCAGCUGUUUCCAGAUGUUGUCGAUGGCCUGAGUCAGUACUAAUGUGAACGUUGUCAGGAUUGACCAGCAAGAUCAUGAAAAUUGUCAGAUUUGUUGCGACCGUAACAAGAUGGUGCCUUGGCUGCAGUGAUAGCCAACACACGUCGCCCCACACCAAAUACUUAGGCGGUCGAACUAGAGGAGUCGCUCAAUUGAAACAGAUCCCACGGCCACGUGAGUCAUGAGACAUCAUUUCCUCCCAGUACCACGGUUUUCAUCUCACAUCUCACCCAUUCCCAGGAGCCAGUCGCCUCCUACUGGGCCGUGAUCACCACCAUUCUGUGGGCCAGAGAGGUGUUGUUAGGGUUAUGGGUCAUAGUAGUGAUGGGCUCACGAGGCUUCAUGAAACGGUGUGCUUAUUUUCUGCUCUAAAAUCGUAGGAUUUAUACAACUGUUUCAAUGAAACCUAAUCCAAGUGCGCCAUCUAGUGGGCUUGGAAAUGAGGACAGUGUUUCAUGAAGCCUCUUCAUCACGAGGUUAGUGGACUGAUGACUACUAUUAUGGGUCUUGUUUCAGAGAAAUCUGAGCCAUGUUUUUUCCAGGCCAGCAAAAUGUUGCGAAAGUAUUGAAGAAAAUGAAAAGGAAAAGUUCCCUCACCACCUGGUUCAUCAUGGCUAUAAACAUUUGGAGGCUAUUUCAUCUAGUAGGGAGGUUAUGAUUCUGAGAGGAGCUCACAGCAUCAGAUACGAAUGCGUGUCCGAGACUGAACCAUCCUUCCAAGUGUAAAAGACGGACUCUGCUCUUUGUUGAAAAAAAAAAGACAGCUAUCAUGGUAUCUAUGCAGCAAAACCAUGGACCUACCUGGCAUAAAAAACGAUUUUUAGCAAAGAUGAAGGCCAUCAAAACCCGGUCCCUCGCUGAAGCAUUGAGAGUCACCAAGUUUAUGUUGUUUUCUGGCAGCUGAAUGUUAGCAAUUCAUCUGGAAACAUCCAAAAACUGAAUGAUUAUUGCAGGUUGAAGGAGGCUUUACGACAGAUGGGGAAGCAGAUGUGGUUGUUCUUCAAGGAGAAAGAAACAGUGUUGUUUCUUGUGAAAGUGCCAGUGAAGGACCAGUCAAAAUGUAGAAAACGUAUGUUUAUUUUGUGUUGUUUUGUCCUGCCACUCAAGCUGAUAGUGCGAGCUAGUUCGACCUAAAUCUAAGCAGCAAGUUGACUAUGAAACGUUUCCUCUCUGUGGUGGCAUUUAUUUUUUAAAAACCAUCAGUGUUUUGUUUUUAUUUUGGGCUGACAACAUCCGACAUUUUCUGAUUUUGGAAUAUAUGGUGGCAUUUUUGUCUCGUCCAGUCAGGCCGUACGGAGAAACGAGUUAGCGGUGAAGUGGCAUGUGUCCGGGGCUGGCUCCUAGUCUGAGAGAAGCACGUGGGUCGCUGAUAGGUUCUCACUGAGCCGCUGCCCAGGAGGAUGCACCCAACUCUGAAAGCAGGAGUUUCUUCUCAUCAUCAUGAAAACAUGAUGAUUCACGUGUUCAAACUGUUCGCAACAUUCCUCCACCAUUUCCUUCGAAUGGACACUUGAAAAGAAAAGACUCUGGGCUUAGCAGUGUGCCAGUCAUGAAGACCAAUGAAGCGUAAGAAACAUCCUCAGAUUCGCAAACGCUGUGCGUUUGUCAGACCUAUCGUGUAUUAUUUUAUAAGCAUCAGUUAACUAGGCAUUAAAGCAACUUACUGUAUAAAUUAUGCAGAGAUAUUUUCAUAUGUGACGCAGUAUUAAAAGACGAAAAGAUAAAUACGAGUUGACCUCGGUCAAAAAUGCAAAACUUUUUGAGUCCACUCUGCUAAGUAGUUUGUUCAGCAUUUUCAACGGUUAUUUUUGUUCUUAUAUAUUUGUACAUUUGGGCAAUACUUUUUAUCUCUCUCUUAUUGUAACAACUUCUGAAAGCCUACUUGGUAUAUCGCAGGUGCCUUAACAUGCGUGAGCUCGCCCAAAGACUGGAAUCCCGGAGGUUCUGGGGUCGCUCUCUAAUAUAUGCAAGUUAAGCUGGUUCUUCUUUCCACUGUUCACGCCAAGAGAGCAAAGGAAGUAGUUCCUGUGCUCAUCAGGUUACUGAUGCAAAUACUUGUCUCACCAAGCAGUAUUAUUGUUACGCGUCAGUCCUCCGCCAGGAAGCUUCACUCAAACAUUUAUGAGGUGACCAUAUCGUCUCUGUUGUGAGGAAACUGCACCGCGAAAAUUUCAAUCAAAAGGGACAUGUGCUACUUCAUAUAUGCAAUGCAUUUUUGAUAUGAAAUACUAUAUGGAUAUCUAAAUAUGUGUGUAUAAUUUUGCAAUUAACCAAUGUAUUGUAAUUAAUAUUAUUGUAAUAUUGUCAUUCCUGCAAUGUAUGAAGUCAUUCCUUUUGAAAAAGGGCUUUUUGUACAGAACAAUGUGACAAAAUAAAUGUUUUACCUCUCAUGUUGUUUAUUUCUUCAACUCCUUCAACUAUAAACCAUCAUGAACGUUUUCCUUUCCUCGCUAUAGGCCCUUAAAUCCCAUCAUAUAUUGCAGCUGAAUGCUUUGGCAAAAGCAGAAAUGACACAAUUACGGGAGGAAUGGAAUUAAUCGCAUUUCAAUAUUUGACACUAGAGUGUUUUAAGGUGAAUCUGAAACUCAUGGACGAGUUCCUGCAUUUGAGUACUCACCGAUGUUGAGUACUAUUGCCAUCACACAAAAAGUUACUUUGAGUUUUUUCCCCCAUAUAUUGUCAUGAUUCCGCUUUUAUUUUGCUCCCGUGAGUCCUGUUUUGUUUUCUCCCUCCUUCCUUCCUGUUCCUGUGUCACACGGCUGGAGCCAAUCAUCCUCUGAUCACCUGAGUAUAAGAGCACCUGGACUCCAGCAACGUGCUCCAGAUCCACUCCUUUGUUCCUGUGGUGAACUGGCUCUUCUCGUCCAUUUGCUUUCCAGCUAGCAUAUUGUGAUUACUCCGUCUGAAACCCUGGUGCCUGAGCUAGUGUUCUGCUUCCUUCCUCUGUUUCCACCUGGUUUGUUCUGUCAUUGACUCUCUCUGUUCAUUGUGCUUUGUCUCUCUGUUUCCAGAUUUAAGUUUGUUUGACUCUCCCGGUGCGGUGACGCUUUCCGUUGGACUCUCAUUCAUGUUAAUGGACUUCUCCUGGUUUGGUGACCCUUUGAUUUUGGACAAUCUGACUUCACUUUGUUUCUCCCGGUUCAGUGACGCUUAAUGUUGUGGUUUUAUUGUUCUGUUGU
Molecule: messenger RNA, 6159 nt
Organism: Synchiropus splendidus (mandarinfish)
Lineage: Eukaryota; Metazoa; Chordata; Actinopteri; Syngnathiformes; Callionymidae
Gene: fli1
Product: Fli-1 proto-oncogene, ETS transcription factor
Exons: 9
Coding region: 950-2206 (418 amino acids)
Biological process (GO): cell differentiation; regulation of transcription by RNA polymerase II
Cellular component (GO): nucleus
Molecular function (GO): DNA-binding transcription factor activity, RNA polymerase II-specific; sequence-specific DNA binding
Source: RefSeq, a predicted model, not a curated record